AUGGCACUGAGCGGCUGUUCGAGCGGACUGGUGGUGACGGCGGUGGUGGCGCUGCUGCUGCUGCCGGCGCAGUACUACGUGCCCGACCUGUACGCCGGCGUCGAGGUCCCGCUGGCCGCGACCGACCCGCUCGACACGCCCGCCGCCACCUUCGGCUGGUUCGAUCUUGCGUUCGUUCACUUGCCGCCGCUUGAUCUCUUCGCCACAGUCUCAUUGUUGGCGCUGGGAAUGCUAACGUACCUUUGCGAGUGGAUUCAGAGGAAACUGAUGGAGAGAAGAAUUGUAAAGGUGGGUAUACAUCGUUUCAGAUUGCCAACACGAUCCAGGGACCUUGCACUACAUAGUGUAACAUGGGACGUGUCGUUGCAGCUGAACCAGCAGCUGGGCGCGAGCGUGGAGCGGCUGCGCGCAUGGGACGCGCAGCAGGAGCAGCUGGAGGUGACGCUGAAGAUGGUGCAGAACGCGACGUCGGAGUACAACCUGCUGCUGUACCUGCUGCUGCGCCAGCAUCGCUGUCUGGCCGCGCACACCGGCCCGCCCUCCAACUGCUUCUUCGACAAAGGGCUCGAAGAAGAUCUCACUUUUUUAAGGAACCCCACGCUCGACGCGUAG
Molecule: messenger RNA, 612 nt
Organism: Spodoptera exigua (beet armyworm)
Lineage: Eukaryota; Metazoa; Arthropoda; Insecta; Lepidoptera; Noctuidae
Source: the annotation of a GenBank genome assembly